AGUCCAUCGCUUGCUAAGAACCUCGAGCCUGUCACUCGUUUCCUUGUCGAGAAGGCAGGGCGGCCUCUAAACGAGUUUGAGGCAGCUGGCAUUGUGGACUACAUUCAGAAGAACGUGCAAGGUUCGCCAGAUAAACCGGAGCCAUUCCGGUUCUCGACAUCUCCUUCGCGUGGAUCAUCUCCGACCCUUGGGUUCGGGACACCAAAUGGUGCAUCAGGCGACCCACACACGAAAAAGACGCUUUCGCGCAAUCCCAACGGCGUAUUGCGCUGGCAGGGCGCGGGUAGUGCCCGUCCGCGCAACCGAUAUCGAUCGCCUGGGUUUGGGUCUCGGCCUCAAGGCCCUCGUAUUGAGCUAUCUCCUAUCCGGACAUCUUCCGCAACCGAUACUAAACGCCGCCGUGUCGGCCAUGAAGCCGAGUCUUCGACUGCACAGAAGUCUGCGCCCCCAGCACCGACGUCUACAAUCGUUUUCCCAACUUCAAACUCUACUUCUCCUAUCCAUCCUGCAGUCAACGGGAAGACUCCGGUUCCACCAAUACCUGUAUCGACAUUGGCUCCGGCUGCUCCUGUUACGCCGAAGGCGAAUGGCGCGGCCACGCCUCGUUUACGCACCACAGGUCUUUCUGUAAAGCCCACGACCCCGGCUGUACCUUCACCUUUGCGACAAACGUGGAAGCAGAACGAUUCACCGCCACAGCCUCCAACACGACCUACGCGUGCCGCAAACUAUAUGACGGGGCUCAUCAAAGACGUCACUCCCCCCAAGAAACCUGACGUGUCGAACCCGUACCAGACUGCAAGUCCUGUAAAGAUGCCUACUAGGAAGCCUCCCGUCAGACGUUCGCGCCCUCCAGUACAGAACAAGGAAAAACAGCAGAAGGAACCAGAAAUGACCGCACAGGCGAUCAUUGAGGCGACAGUGCCGAAGGGAAGCAAGCGCUCAAGACCUCCGCCAGAAAUGGAGAGGCAAGAGAGACCAACUCGCGAAGUUCACGACUUACAUGUCCCGGUGACCAACGGUCACAGCAAGGCUGCAAAGCCAGCUGUCACUGUUGAAGAAGUCUCAGAUCAGGACGAAAGCCCUACCAAGAAGCGAAAGACAGCGAAACCUACUCCCGUUAGGCUGUCCGUGGAAGAGGUAGUGGAGGAGGUCGAGAUGGUUCAGGACAAAUCUACGGUUUUCACGCGGCCCACCGAGAUCAUCGAGCCGACUCAAGAGGCUACUUCGUCACCCGCGACGCCAAGCGCUUCGCCGUUCUCCUUGCUACACACUCCCUCUCCGGCUUCGCCGAUGAAGACUGCGUUUGGAGCCAAGACAUCAGCUCCUAGGCAAUCAUCCAAGUUGCGGUACAGUUACCACCCUGAUAAGGAGACUGUGUCAGCUGAGGAGAAACCUGUGUCUGAGGAGUUAGCUCCGCCGCCUGCACCGUUGCUGGCAUCCCGCAACCUUCCUAAGGGGAUACAGACCACGUCCCUGAAGACGAAGUUGCCCCCCAAGGAUGCUGUUGUGGCUAUGGAGGUCGACGAACUGCCGAAGUAUAGCUUCAAGCUUGCUGAGGCUGUCUAUCCCGCUGGGCCCAGCCACGUCAAGGCUCGCAUCGCAGUUACAAGCAUGUCUGUGCUUUCCCUUCCUACCUUUGAGUUCAAACCAGUAGCGCCAUCCACAAACGGGUUCAACUGGACUGCAGCAGGCAUGAAAGCGCCUGCUGCUACCUCUGGUACUUGGUCAUGUGGUACAUGCAUGCUGGCGAACCCUGACAGUGCCAAGGAUAAGUGCACAGUCUGCGACGCCCCUAGAUCGGGUGGUGCGUCAAAGCCUGUAGAUGUGCCUCCCCAGAAGACAUUCGACUGGUCAAAGACUGCUAUCAAAGUUCCUCCAACUAAACCUGUUGGGAAUUGGCUAUGCGAUACUUGCAUGCUUUCUAAUCCAGACAGUGUGAAGCUCAAAUGCACUGUCUGUGAUGCUCCCCGUCCUGGCGCUGCUACUGCUCCGGCUCCGGCCCCGGCUCCUACAGGUUUUGAUUGGUCUGCUGCAGGGAUGAAGGCCCCAGGCUCAACGACGGAUAUGUGGAGUUGUUCCGUCUGCAUGCUGCAGUCGCCUACCAGCGCGACGAAGUGUACAGUUUGUGACACUCCUCGGGAUACGAUGGAUUGA
This is a messenger RNA of Suillus paluster, 2157 nucleotides long. RefSeq lists its product as uncharacterized. The annotation marks the transcript as partial. The transcript has 3 exons. Lineage: Eukaryota; Fungi; Basidiomycota; Agaricomycetes; Boletales; Suillaceae. The record is from RefSeq and is a predicted model, not a curated record.